GAGGCUAUGCUUUUGACAAAGCUAUUGUGCCUUGUCAUCCUUUUGGGCUUGGUUCAUUCGGAGCAAUGGAGCCGGGUUUGUGCUCAAUGUGUUGCUGGGAACUUUCUCACCCACCGCCGAGUCAUGCAGAAUUCCUCUGCAGGACAGUCAAUGGGAUUCGUCGAUGAGUGGAAGGGAACGGAUUGUGUUUCGGGAACAAUUCACUCAAUUCCUUGUGAGAAUUCGUGCAUCACGAUUGUUCUCAAGAAGAUCCACGAGGAAGAUGAGAACGCUUUUGAGGGAAUCAUGAUGGACUGCUCCGAUCAGCUCAUUGUAAGUAGCCCAGAUCUCCCGCAAGGAAUCCAGUUCACAAACUAUAACCAAAAUGGAGUAUUUUCUAACCAUCGAAGCAACUUAUCGAUCACAUACAGCUUCACGACUGAUUCUUUUCAAAAUGCGGAGAAAAUUCGAAGAUCCUUCUCUUCAGUUGUGCUUCCAUCGUACGAGAAAGAAUACGAGAUUAGCACAAUUGUUGCGCUGAUUGGAUUCAGUGUAUUGGUGGUUUCGUUGUGCUGCUCAUUUUGCAUUUAUUCGUAUUGUUAUGAGAAAAAGCUGCGUGAGGCCAGAAACGAUAAGGUUAUCUAUCAAAAAAGGCUGCUCGAUAAUUCCGAUGAUAGUCCAACUUCUUCGAAUGAUACUGAAAAUGGGAGUGUUUCAUCUUCUGCUCCUGAAAUCGUAGUUAUUAAAUCAUCAAUUGAUUCCUCUGUCCCAUUGCUUGAUGUCCCCGAGCUUCAAGAGACUGAGAAGAAAUUCCUUGAUGGAAAAGGAAGUUCAAAAACUCUUUAAUCUAAAUUCCCAUUCCACACCGCCCAUUUUCUGUAUUUUUUGUCAUUUUUUAUUAUUUUCCGGUCCAUUAUUUGAAACUUGUUUUUCAGCUCAAAUGAAUACAUCUAAUUCGU
This is a messenger RNA of Caenorhabditis elegans, 938 nucleotides long. RefSeq names its product CUB domain-containing protein (gene C47D12.5). The record is from RefSeq and is marked reviewed. NCBI's taxonomy places the organism in Eukaryota, Metazoa, Nematoda, Chromadorea, Rhabditida, Rhabditidae. Bases 7 to 825 code for a protein of 272 amino acids. The transcript is spliced from 4 exons.